GUCCAAAUUCGUACAAGUCAAGCUGCUAGCCAGCACAGCAGUAAACAAGGUCCUGAGAAGCGUAGCGUAUCGGCGACCGUCGAGAUCCAACAAAGCGAAAAUGUCGCGGCGGCGAGUUCAAAUCGACGGCGAAGAUGAAGAUGAAAGUAAAAGAGCAGUAGAUUACACAGGCGACUAUCUCUCCGUUCCUACCACGCCUUAUCUCUUCAACAUUCUACAGAAACAAGGUGACAAAAAGGUUUUCUUUGCGGAUAGAGUAUUAAAGUUUACUAGCUCAGGGAAGAUGAAGAGACGCAUUCUUCUUAUGACUGAUUUUGCAAUUUACAUUGUUGACCCCGACACCGGUACACUCAAGAGACGGGUCUCUUUAGCAGCUGUUGAAAAAAUUUGUUUGAGUGAAUUAAGUGAUAAUUUCCUUGCCAUUGUCAUCCCAACUGAAUAUGAUAUUCUCUUGGCUAGCACUCGCAAGAGUGAAAUUGUUGCUAUGUUACUUGAAGGCACUAAAAGUACAUCAGACUAUGAACUUGAGGUGUUUUCCUCUAACAGUUUUGAGUAUAAUGCGGCCGCUCAUAUGGUGAAAGAAAUAAUAUUCGAGGAAGCUGCAGGUGGAGUUCGAACUAGAAUUCUGCGGAAGUGAUUUGUACUAAUGUGAGGCCUACAAUCUAAGAAAUGUGGUUUCCAGUGCCUUUGUAUUGAAGAAUUGAAGGGAGUAAUGGCAUCUCUUGAAGAAUUUAGGGGUAUGCUGGCCAUCAACUAAUUGCAUAGAAGUGACAAACAUUUAUGUGAUUGCAAUUCUUUUCAUCUUGUUCCCCAGCCGUGCCAGAUGUUGUAGAUUAUCUCUAUACAUGAUUGCUAUUUGUGUAUUUGUUUUGAGUAACAAUUCCGUGACUUGUGACAAUUGAUCUUUCUAAACUGGAAAGGAGAAUGUUCACCAAUGAGCCCAUUUUUUGGUGUACAGUAUAUUUUUGUAAUACAGAAAACAGUUUGUAGAUAUUAUUGAAUUCUGGUUUCUUUGGAGUAUUGUAUUGUCUAUGUUUGUGAA
Daucus carota subsp. sativus is the source of this 1042-nucleotide messenger RNA. RefSeq lists its product as uncharacterized. The coding region runs from base 101 to 637 and encodes 178 amino acids. The record is from RefSeq and is a predicted model, not a curated record. The transcript is spliced from 4 exons. Gene Ontology annotation, cellular component: myosin complex. Gene Ontology annotation, molecular function: cytoskeletal motor activity. NCBI's taxonomy places the organism in Eukaryota, Viridiplantae, Streptophyta, Magnoliopsida, Apiales, Apiaceae.